AUGGCUACGUUGGAGGAGAAUAAUAAUUAUUUCUUACAUUACCGACAUUUGAAGCAGGCGAUGGUUAACGAUCUUAUCGUUAAAAAGGUAAAAAUGUAUAUUUUUUUUUUGUUUAUUUAUUAUAUAUUUGUAUUAUUUAUGUUAAAGGUACAUAUAAUUAUGGAGUUCCAGAAAUCACUGUGGCUGGCUACAUAUAUCGAUCUGAAUACCGGGAUGAGGAAGAAGGCAACGAACGAAUUUAAAAAGAAUGAGAAGGACAAACUGAUGAACAAUGCAGUAUUUGGUAAUUUAUUAUUGUUAUUAAAACUUGUCUGUUAUUAUAUAUUUUUUUAUAGGUAAAACUAUGGAAUCAAUGAGAUGGAGGAUUGACAUGGAGCUGGUCUCUAAUGAGAAAAAAGUGCAGAAACUGAUAAGUAAAACAACGUUUAAACACUGUACGACUUAUAACGAAAACCAAUGUGCUGUAUCACUGGAGAAUAAAAUUAUAUAUUUCUACAAACCAAUUUAUAUAGGUAUGUUUCACAAUUAGAAUCUUAUAUUAUUUUUAAGUAUUUUUUUUUUUUUUAUAUGUUUACAGGAUUUGCUGUACUGGAUAUUUCUAAAACAGAAAUGUAUGACUACCAUUAUAAUGUUAUGAAGAAACAUUUCAAAAACUUGAUUAACUUAUUGUACACCGAUACAGGUAAAUUAUUGUUAUUAUUAAUAUUAUUUUUAUUUUUAUUUUUAUUUUUUUUCCUUAUAUUAUUAUUAUUAUUAUUAUUUUUUAGAUUCGUUGGUGUACCUUAUCAAAACUAGUGAUUACUAUGCUAACUUACGUAAUAAUCCGGGAUUGUUGGAAUGUACGGACACCGCCAAUCUACCAGUAGAUCACCCAUGCUACGUUAUUGAGAGGAAGAAGAAACCGGGUUUGUUCUCUGAUGAGUCGGAUGGGAGAACAAUAACCGAGUUUUGUACGCUGCGGGCUAAGGUGUAUACGUAUAAUAUAGAUGGAGUGGAGAAGACCAAGGCAAAAGGAAUCCGAGGACAUGCCGUUAAAAAUCAUAUGACGUUUAACGACCAUAAGAAGUGUCUGUUCGGUGAUGGAGAUUUGAACGUUUAUAAAAAUAAUGUGUCGAUUCACUCGUUCCAUCAUUAACUAAACACCAUCUCUACAAAUAAACUUACCUACAGCAACUAUGAAGAUAAGAGGAUAAAUAUGAGAGACAAAAUACACACAAUGGCAUAUGGACACCACCAACUACUAUAAGACAGUGAAUUUGAAUAUAUAUACCUACUUGUAAAAAAUUGUAAAAUAAAAAAAAACUGAUAAGAUUAGAUAUACAAAAUUGUAUACUUGUGUAACUUAAAAUUAUUUAUCCUAUAUUGUCAAGAGAUUAAAUAAAAACAUAAUUAUUUAAAAGAAAAAACAUGCUUUAUUUUCAUUCAAGUUUUAAAAUAAAAAGGUUCUGAAAGUCUUAACAUUGUUUAUAUAAUUUAUAAAGUAGCACAGAAUGAUAAUAAAAAUUGUUCAUUCGGUAAAUUUCAUGUAUUAGCAACUUAAUAUUCUUAUUAAAAGCCCCAAGACAAUUAAAAAGACCUCGUGUCCAUAUACCAUCCAUUCAAAAGGAAGAUGGAACUUGGGCGCGCAGUGAACAGGAUAAAGCUGAAGUAUACGCACGACAUCUCGAACGUAUAUUUCAGUCAAAUGACAUCGUUUCUGAACUUAACUGCACGCAAUGUCAGCCACUGAAUUCUACAAGAGAAUUCAGAAGGCAUUUUACACCACUCGAAGUGGCUUAUGAAAUUGACACCAACAUCAACACGAAAAAGCCACCUGGGUUCAAUGAGAUCAGCCCACGUAUCCUUUAAGAGCUACCUAAGAAGACAAUUAUCUAUCUUACCCACAUUUACAACGCCAUCUUGCGAACAGAAUUCGUUCCUGAGCAAUGGAAAAGAGCGGAGGUAAUCAUGUUGCUUAAACCCGGAAAACCACCUGAACAAGCUUUCUCCUAUCGACCGAUAGCAUGCAUGUCAAAACUAUUUGAAAAACUUUUUCUUAAGCGUCUUAAUUCAAUUAUUGAAGCAAAGCAACUUAUACCAGAUCACUAG
Messenger RNA from Cinara cedri, 2088 nucleotides. The record is from the annotation of a GenBank genome assembly. Lineage: Eukaryota; Metazoa; Arthropoda; Insecta; Hemiptera; Aphididae.